AUGAACAACAAGCUGGUUGAGAUACACUCUAAACUAGAGUCAUUGACUUCAAGAGUCCAAAUCAUUGAGUCUUCAAGUGCAUCAUCCUCUUCACCACAAGAGUAUGCCCAAGCAGUUACACUAAGAAGUGGGAGGCAAUUCCCUAGUAGAGGUAGCCCACCCCAAAUCGCUGUGGACAUCGAUGACGAGGAAGGGGAGGAUUUAGUCGACUAUGCUGAUAACUCGACCCGAACUCGAUCGAGCUGGAACAAAACCCUGAACCAGAACUCGAUCGAGCUGGAGAGAACUGAGACACUGCAAGACAAACCAGAGCUCGAUCGAGCCAGAAGAACAGACAAAGCAAACUCCAGCCAACCAGCUAAACCUGUUGCAAAGAAGAAAGACACUCCAGCAGGACCACCACCAUACAAGCCCCCUCUGCCCUUUCCAGGAAGGUUCAAGAAACAACUGUUGGAAGCACACAAGGCCAAGUUUGAUGAACUAAUGAGACAGCUUGAGCUGAAGUUGCCCUUCAUCGACGCCUUGAUGCUCAUUCCACCUUAUCAGAAAUUUCUGAAGGAUGCUGUUCAGCAAAGAACCAGGGAAGCACAAGGGAUGGUAGUGUUGACUCGCGAGUGCAGUGCAAUCAUUCAGCGGAAGGUCAUCUCCGACAAAAAGGAAGAUCCGGGGAGUUUCACUUUGCCCUGCAUGUUGGGACCCCUAUCUUUCAAAAACAGCCUCUGCGAUCUAGGAUCAUCUGUCAGCCUCAUGCCUUUGUCUGUAGCAAAGAGACUGGGAUAUCACAAGUACCAAGCCUGCGGAAUCUCACUAGUCUUGGCAGAUAGAUCGAUAAGGUUACCAACUGGGAUGCUUGAAGACCUGCCUUUGAGGAUAGGGAAUGUGGAAAUCCCCACAGACUUCAUUGUGCUUGAGAUGGAUGAGGAACCAACAGAUCCAUUGAUUCUAGGAAGGCCAUUCCUAGCUACAGCAAGAGCAAUGAUAGAUAGGAUCCCUACAAGUUGCUUUGACCAAGGAUUCUUCAGAGGAUAUGUGAGCUCAGAAACUGAUGAGUACAAGAAGCUCCUUGACACCUUCAGACCAGUUCCAAACAUUCUGAGCAUUGAGGGAUUGGACAGGCCAGUUUGCGAAGUCAUGGCAGUGAGCUCGAUCAAGAACUCGAUCGAGUCGAGCCUCGAACAAACGAACUCGAUCGAGCUGGGGACUGAAUGCAAGGAGCAAGCUCAAGGAGAUUGGUCUGAGCUUAAGGCGCCUAAAGUCGACCUCAAACCUUUGCCUGAGGGCCUCAGGUAUGCAUUUCUGGGUGAAAACUCAACUUACCCUGUCAUUGUGAACUCUGAUUUGGAACCUGAACAGUUGAGUGCUUUGCUUGUUGAAUUGAGAAAGUACAGAAAGGCAAUAGGUUACACUCUAGAUGAUAUCAAGGGGAUCUCCCCUGACCUAUGCAUCCAUAGGAUUCAUCUAGAGGAUGAAAGUAAGUCAAGCAUUGAACCUCAGAGAAGAUUGAACCCCAAUCUAAAGGAAGUAGUGAAGAAAGAGAUACUCAAGUUGCUUGAUGCUGGGAUAAUCUAUCCCAUCAGUGAUAGCACUUGGAUAUCUCCAGUUCAUUGCGUCCCAAAGAAAGGGGGGAUCACUGUCAUUAAAAACGACAAAGAGGAGCUGAUUCCCACUAGAACAAUAGUGGGGCAUCGCAUGUAUGUUAGAAAGAUUGGCAAACCACCCUUUUAUUGUUUUCUUGAUGGCUACAGUGGUUUCUUCCAAAUCCCGAUCCACCCUAAUGAUCAGGAGAAGACCACUUUCACAUGCCCUUAUGGCACCUUUGCUUAUCGAAGGAUGCCAUUUGGGCUGUGCAAUGCUCCAGCUACUUUCCAGAGGUGCAUGACCUCCAUUUUUUCAGAUCUGAUAGAGGAGAUGGUAGAAGUCUUCAUGGACGAUUUCUCAGUCUAUGGAGCAUCCUUCUCCUCAUGUUUGUCUAACUUGUGCAGGGUGUUGCAGAGGUGUGAGGAGACCAAUCUAGUACUCAACUGGGAGAAGUGCCACUUCAUGGUUCGAGAAGGGAUUGUGCUUGGACACAAGAUUUCCGAGAAAGGGAUCGAGCUCGAUCGAGCUAAGGUGGAUGUCAUGUUGCAGCUCCCUGUUCCCAAGACUGUGAAGGACAUAAGGAGUUUUCUGGGUCAUGCAGGGUUCUACAGAAGAUUCAUCAAGGAUUUCUCAAAGAUAGCAAGACCCUUGACAAGGCUUCUGUGCAAGGAGACAGAUUUUGAGUUUGAUGAAGAAUGCCACAAGUCUUGGACCUUGCUGAAGGAUGCUCUGGUAUCUGCGCCAAUAGUACAAGCUCCAAACUGGGAUCACCCAUUUGAGAUUAUGUGUGAUGCAUCUGACUAUGCAGUAGGAGCAGUGCUUGGCCAAAAGAUAGACAAGAAACUCAAUGUCAUCUACUAUGCAAGCAAGACUAUGGAUGAUGCUCAGUGCAAGUAUGCAACCACAGAGAAGGAGCUCCUUGCCAUAGUCUUUGCCUUUGAGAAAUUUCGAAGCUAUAUAGUUGGAUCCAAGGUGAUUGUGCACACUGACCAUGCUGCCCUUAGGCACAUCUUUGCUAAGAAAGAUACAAAGCCAAGACUUCUCAGAUGGAUCCUUUUGCUUCAAGAGUUUGACAUAGAAGUUGUGGACAAAAAGGGAGUAGAAAAUGGAGUUGCUGAUCAUCUCUCUAGGAUGCGAGUUGAAGACAUGAUCCCCAUCAAUGAUUCUAUGCCUGAAGAACAGCUUAUGGCAAUCAUGAUCUUGAAAGGAGAGUUUUGA
Microthlaspi erraticum is the source of this 2796-nucleotide messenger RNA. The record is from the annotation of a GenBank genome assembly. NCBI's taxonomy places the organism in Eukaryota, Viridiplantae, Streptophyta, Magnoliopsida, Brassicales, Brassicaceae.